AUGCAUUCCGGACCACGACCAUGGGGGCACCGAGGGAAGCAACCAACGGAGCUGCCGGGCCCCUAUCUUCAGGCCAUGCUCAACGACCGCACAAUCGACGACGGUGCCUACAAAAGAUGCGGUACGGUUCUCACAAAUUGGCUAAUUAAAACGGGAAAACUAGUCAAUUGUAGAUCGGUCGAUCUCACGAAUGUACGCCGUAAAUUGACUCUCACUCAGCUCGAGAAGGUAGCACAAAGUAUCGUCAAUUCCUCCAAUCCAUCAAUCGUGGUUCCAAUCGAGAUAAUCUCUGCGGUCCAGGUGAUCGUUGCUGGUCGUCGAGAAACCCAUGAGUGUCACCUCCGGGCCUAUGCAGUGAAUCCAUCCCCCGAAAUAGCGCAAAAAAACGACAGUCACCGUCACGCUUUGACGGUACAUGAAAAUGUAUUAGCGUUCCUUCAGUUGAAUUCGGAAUCCCGCCAUGUUACCUCGACUAGUUCCUCGGAGUCUUCGGUGCACGACUGUGGCGACGACUACGAAAGCGCUACUGAGAAUUCAAUCCCCUGUGGCCCAGGGUUAGCGGCAGGACGUCCAAAGGUCUGCAUAAAAGACAUUCCAGCCAUCUUUAGUCUUCUAUCUGACCUUUCCGAGACACGACUCUGGGUGAAGAAGAUAUGGCGAGGUUUCAAUGUGGGCGAGAUCAGCUUCAUUGCGGUAUCGAAGAUGACGGAUAUAGCCUUCCGCAAGUGCCAGGAACUCAUUACAGUAUUCGAAGCCGAGUACUCUUGCUGUUGCUCCUACCAGGCUAUUCUCAGGGGCUGGGAUCUGAAUGACGAUGUGUGGAUUGCAGCUCUCGAUAUGUCAACAAGCGGUGGCGUGCACAAAUCUGAUACUGGACUACUUGCCGAGGUUUGCUCCUACAUGCCAGCGUAUCGUGUCACUCACUACAUCACGGGACGAAUGUUCCAAACUAGGACGGGCUCUCCGGACACCGGUGCCCGUCCAGUACUCUCUCAGUCGGGUGCACUCCAUCCAUUCCUCGAAUCGUUGGUUGCUGUCGUAAGCCAGCUCUGCUCCUUAUCGGACGAUUCUCAUGGCCACUCUGCUGGGGAUCCGCUUGAUCACGAGCUCGACACUUUCACUCACGAGUUGUUGAAAAGUCGCCCAGGCGAAGAAUCGAUGCUGCUUGUCGCGAUGAUGCGUAUGUACUUAGACAUAUAUGAUUCUCUUGCUGGCGAUCUCCAGCGUGACAUGGUAAGUUCGAGACAAAUUCUUUGCCAUCUCGAAGCAGCCAAACACCGCUUCUUCCAGUUCUACACCGGUUGUAACGACAAUUCCCAAGCCAAUGGGACGACUAAGUGCUUGAGUGAACUUAUGGGCCAUCUUUCGCUGGCCGAAUGUCGAAGCUGGAGGACAUCGGUCAGAGUCCCAAAUGAACUACUGAAGACUUUGCCACUUCUUCGCGGGGCUCACGUAUGGGAUUGCUUGACUCGUCAUCACAGGCUCAGUAUAGUACUGUGUAAGGCUAAGCGUUCGGAAGUAGCUGCCGCCCACCUGCAUAAGACUCUUGUGCCGUGUGUCGAGUGGCCAGGAAUGGAUCUAUUGCUUUCCAUUGUUCAAGGACCAGACUCCUGCCCAGAUACCACUUCUACGAACACCGUGAUGGGCCACUCCAUUCACGCGUCAGACCCGACCAGUCAUGCAGGUCUGAUGUCGGACACCGCAGAGACCGCAGUUCCAUCCAAUAUCGCGGCCUCAGAUCAGGUGCAAAUGGAUCUAGUCACUUUACUCAACAACCCGGAGUCCUGCUCAUUACCACCCCCAGCCAACCUCGGCCUUAGCCAGCGUUGGCUCGCUGAUCUGAAGACUCAAGUUGUGCGUGACAUGCCCAGUGUCCAGGUCAACCAUCUUCAAGCGCUACAGCAAUGCCUUGAAAUACUUCAACACAUUUCCGGUAGAAAUAUCGCGCCUAAGACAGAGCUCGAUCGCGAGAGUGCAUCUCACAGUCUUGCUGUUAAUAGCGAAGCUAGAGAGAACAUGAGCUCCGUGGAAGAAGAAGCAAAAGAAGAAGAGCAAGCUGUUCCCAAAAGUGAAAAACGAACGGCAACGCCAAAGGACAAACCCCUCCAAGCUCUUCGGCUAGCAUCUUUGAUCAAUGGAACAGGACGAAGUUGCACGCCAAGGUCCAUCGAAUAUCAUACACAACCUUACCCUUCGGCACUGCCUCGUUGGACAGCUGCUUGA
This is a messenger RNA of Sphaerulina musiva SO2202, 2223 nucleotides long. RefSeq lists its product as uncharacterized. NCBI's taxonomy places the organism in Eukaryota, Fungi, Ascomycota, Dothideomycetes, Mycosphaerellales, Mycosphaerellaceae. The coding region runs from base 1 to 2223 and encodes 740 amino acids. The transcript has a single exon. The record is from RefSeq and is a predicted model, not a curated record.